This is a messenger RNA of Nothobranchius furzeri (turquoise killifish), 2960 nucleotides long. RefSeq names its product gastrula zinc finger protein XlCGF57.1. Gene Ontology annotation, biological process: regulation of transcription by RNA polymerase II. Lineage: Eukaryota; Metazoa; Chordata; Actinopteri; Cyprinodontiformes; Nothobranchiidae. Gene Ontology annotation, molecular function: DNA-binding transcription factor activity, RNA polymerase II-specific; sequence-specific DNA binding. The record is from RefSeq and is a predicted model, not a curated record. Gene Ontology annotation, cellular component: nucleus.
ACCAACAACCGGAAAAAAGCAGAAACCGGAAGCUGCUAGCACAGUCAGCUUGUCGUUGUUGUUUCUUUGGCCUCUCUGAGAAACGCGCUCGUUUUGCUGCUUUCAUCAGACUGAAGAGGUUCCCUCUAUCAGACUCGCUCAUCUGAGUUGGUCAUGAUGCAGGAUCGCUGCUCGCUCUCUCAUCCAUCCUGCUCACACUCUCCGACGGAAAAGCCCCGAAUCUGAAUGUGACUCUGGAGGAAAAAGAGGUUAGCUCUACUCCGUGAACUCUGCUGUUAGCUAAACACGGCUAAAGAGAACCUGCUACCACUUCAGGAUCAUCCAUCAGCAUGGACACAGAUGUUCAACAGCUGGUGCUGGUUAAAGAAGAAGCUCCUGAGGAACAGAGUGCAGGUGAGGACCAGAAAGACCCAGAACACAUCCACAUGAAGGAGGAACAAGAAGAAAACUGGACCAGCCUGGUGGGAGAGCAACUCCAUUUGGAGGAGAAAACUGAUGCUGCCAGGUUUCCAUUCACAUUGGCUUCUAUAAAGAGUGAGGAUGAUGAAGAGAAACCUCUGUUCUCACAGCUUCAUCAGCAGCAAGUAGAAGACAAAGAAGUUCGAAACAGCAGCUCAGCUCACCAGAUGACAGCAGAAACCGGUGGAAGAGCAGACACUAGCAGGAACCAAGAUCUGAACCAUCAUGAACAGACAUCUGAUUCUUCAGAAACUGAAAUGAGUGGAGAUGAUGAAGAGGAUGAUGAUGUGAAUCUAGACUCUGAGCUGUCUGACUCUGGGUCUGAAACUGGAGAAGAAGACAUUGACUGGAUUGAAAGCAAGUCUUCUGAUUCACAUAUUAGGACUGCCGACAAGUCCUUUAGCUGCCCUGAGUGUGGUAAACAAUUUCUCCACAAGAGGUCUCUCCAGAAACAUGUCAGAGUGUCAGGUCAUUCAGCAAUAAGGUCUUCAAGUUGUUUGGUCAAAAAGAAAUGUGUUGAAGUGAAGCAACAUGUAUACUCAUGCAAGAGAGUCCAGAAAAAACUAAAAUCAUUUAGUUGUGAUGACUGUGGUAAAAGAUUUAGUGUAAUGUAUAAUUUAAACAGGCACAUAAGAGUCCACACAGGAGAAAAACCUUUUGCCUGUGAGACCUGUGGCCAAAGAUUUGCCCAUAAACAAGUCUUAGACCUUCACAUGAAAGUCCACACAGGAGAAAAACCUUUUCCCUGUGAGACCUGUGGUCGAAGAUUUAGCCGAAAAGGAAAUUUAAUCAUUCACAUGAGAGUCCACACAAGAGAAAAACCUUUUGCUUGUGAGACCUGUUGUGAAAGAUUUAGCCAAAAGACACAUUUAAACUGUCACAUGAGAGUCCACACAGGACAAAAACCUUUUGCAUGUGAGACCUGUGGUAAAAGAUUUAGCCAAAAGACACAUUUAAACUAUCACGUGAGAGUCCACACAGGAGAAAACCCUUUUGCCUGUGAGACCUGUGGGCGAAGAUUUGCCCAUAAACAAGCCUUAGACGUUCACGUGAAAGUCCACACAAGAGAAAAACCUUUUCCCUGUGAGACCUGUGGUCAAAGAUUUAGCCGAAAGGGAAAUUUAAACAUUCACAUGAGAGUCCACACAGGAGAAAAACCUUUUCCCUGUGAGGCCUGUGGUCGAAGAUUUGCCCAUAAACAAGCCUUAGACGUUCACAUGAAAGUCCACACGGGAGAAAAACCUUUUGCCUGUGAAACCUGUGGUCAAAGAUUUAGCCAAAAGACACAUUUAAACUAUCACGUGAGAGUCCACACAAGAUAAAACCCUUUUGUCUGUGAGACCUGUGGUCAAAGAUUUAGAGACAAGACAGAUUUAAACUGUCACAUUACAGUUCACACAAGACAUAAUGGGUUAUUUUGAAGGUGUUAUGACGGGAAAAAAAUUCCAUCUGUGAGAGCAGGGGAGUGGAGGAGGAGGAGAAUGUGUGUGCGAGCAAGGGCAUAGCAAGCUUUUGUAAAGUGUGUGUAAAGCUUGGUUUAUGCUUGAUGCGUCCACGAGGUUCGCACAGCUCUGCGGGGCAAAAUUGCAUCAUUUUAACAACCACGCCCCUCCACCGCGCCUUCGCACGGCCCAAACUUUCCGCACCGCGCACCUAGGAAAUUUUCUGACCACGCGGACGGUCGAACGCCGAAAAACAUGGCGGCCUGUCAAGAACUAGUAUGGCAGAGGUUCAUAAAUACAGACAUUUGUAUGAUUCAGCUCUCAGAGAUCACCGUGAUCAACAUGUUGUUAAUAAUUCUUGGAGAGAAAUAUCUCGCACUGUCGGAAAAGACGAGGACGCUGUUAAAAAAUGCUGGAAUGCCAUGUUGUACACAGUAAUUUCUAUUUCUACUAUGGUGUAUUGUUGGAUGCAUGCUGUAGAGCUCCAUGCUGCCCCCUACAGUUUGGGAGAAUAUUGGCUCACCGCAGAGACGAGCCGCAUGAACCAUAAACGCUGCGAGUUGUGAAGCGCGUUCCAUCCGCGAGCCGCAUCACCAAGCGGAAAGUAAAUGUGUCAAGCAUAACCCAAGCUUAAGAGCCAAUUAGUUGCUAAUUCAUUUAGGAUAUGUUAGUGAAUAAGUUUUAAAAAAUGCAUAUUUGUGAUGUUUAAAAAAUAUAAUUUAAUUUAAAAAUACAGAAACACUUAAGUUAAAAUCAUAGAAUCUAGAAGUGUUAAAAUUCAGAAACAUUUUCUUUGUGUUUUAGGCUUCCUGUAUCCCAUAAUUCCUUGUAUAGAAGGUUUUGUUGGGGUUAUUUUUUGGGUAGAUGGGAGUUGGAGCGUUAGGAGGCAACACAGUUUUUUGACCGAGUUGUAGCACGAUUGGAUUUAUAAUUAAACCAUCUUUUUAUAAAGAAGGUCAUCUGGUAUUAUUCAUGUGAUUACAAAUCUAAGUUGCUCGACCAACUUCCAACGGUGACUUAAAGAAGAAAAAGAACCGGAUUAUCACCACAGUGUGGGCA